AUGUCUAAUGGGCUGAUGGUACGUCUCGUUGGAAAUAGGUCGCAUAGUCCAGGACCUGCGGCUUAUUCCACCAGAAGACGUCCAGGAUCAGAAUCACCAGCAUGGACAAUUAAAAAUCGAUAUAAACAAAAAAUAGAAGCAAUUGAUGCAGAAUACGUAAAUUUAGAAUCGACAAUAGGCCGAGGACCAAAAAUUUCAAUGAAAAGUCGUCAUGAUUCACUACCAAAAAUUGAUACACCUGGACCUAAUUACAUACCUAAGAAUUUUGGUUCAGAAACAACACCAAUACAUGUAUCUCCACGAUAUGGUGAUAGAAAAACCGAGUCUACACCAGGUCCUGGCCAAUAUACACCUCGUGAUGCUCCUUCUACAGCGAGGGUUUCAAUUAGAAAUAGAACAAAAUUACCAGAAUCGAAUGUAGAUUCACCUGGACCUGCUGGAUAUUCACCAGAUUAUAAAGCAACACGCAGAUCUUCACGAUCACCAACUAUAGGCAGACGCGCAAGUGAACCAAAGAAACAAAUUACUCCAGGUCCUAGUGAUUAUCAAAUUAGUCGAGAUAUUACAAAUGGGCAAGGAAUUUCGAUGCAUAUUCGCCCACGUGAGAGCGGAAUCGCUGUAACUCCAGGACCAAGUGAUUAUGGAUCACCAAAUAACCCAGCAAAUUUUAACUCACCAUCAUAUACAAUCGGUCAUCGUUAUGAUCAAAAAACAGAUACAAAUCAAGCUGGUUUCGUAAAUCUUCCAAGUACAGUUGGUCAAGGACCGAAGAUUUCCAUGUCUUCUCGCCAUGAAGCUCGUGAUGUUGAAGCAACACCAGGUCCAAACUAUGUACCACCUUCCAUGGCACAAUCAGCAAGAGGAAUAUCAAUUGGAUCUCGCUCUCCAGAUGGCAAGAUUGAAGUUACACCAGGUCCAGGUCAAUACAACACAUUGAACAAGUCCGGUGUUGAUGGUGUCACCCCAAUCACGAUCAAAGGCCGAACACCACUUCCAGGUGCCGGCACCGAUUCUCCAGGUCCAGCAGGCUACAAUCCAGACUACGAUGCCACUCGUAAAUCAUCACCAAGUCCAACAAUUGGUCGUCGCGGCAUUGAUCCUAAAGUCGAAGUCACACCAGGUCCAAGUGACUAUGCCAUCAGCCGCGACAUCACGAAUGGCCAAGGCAUCUCGAUGCACAUUCGUCCACGCGAAGGCGACAUUGCAGUUACACCCGGUCCAAGUGAUUAUGGCAACCCUAAUAAUCCAUCAAGUUCUAAUUCUCCUUCUUAUACUAUUGGUCAUCGUUACGAACAAAAGACCGAUACAAAUCAAGCCGGUUUUGUUAAUCUUCCAAGCACCGUUGGUCAAGGACCAAAGAUCUCAAUGUCAUCACGUCAUGAAGCACGUGACGUUGAACCAACACCAGGUCCAAAUUAUGUUCCUCCGUCUCUUGCUGAGAGCAGCCGUGGAGUAACAAUUGGACAUCGUUCACCCGAUGGCAAGACCGAGAUCACUCCAGGUCCAGGCCAAUAUGACACUCUCAAUAAAUCCGGUGUUGAUGGUGUCACUCCAAUCACAAUCAAGGGACGUAAUUACAUGCCAGAAACAUCAGUUGAUUCACCAGGUCCUGCUGGAUACAGUCCCGAUUACAACUCUACACGUCGUGGUUCUCCAAGUCCAACUAUUGGACGUCGUGGCAUUGAUCCAAAGAUCCCAGUCACUCCAGGUCCAAGUGAUUACGAGAUUAGCCGUGAUAUCACAAAUGGUGGUCAAGGUAUCUCGAUGCACAUUCGUCCACGCGAAGGCGACAUUGCCGUUACACCCGGUCCAAGUGACUAUGGAAACCCUAAUAAUCCAGCUAAUUCUAAUUCACCAUCAUUCACUAUUGGUCAUCGUUACGAACAAAAGACAGACACUAAUCAAGCCGGUUUCGUCAAUCUUCCAAGUACCGUUGGUCAAGGACCAAAGAUUUCGAUGUCAUCACGUCAUGAAGCACGUGAUCUUGAACCCACUCCAGGACCAAACUAUGUUCCUCCAUCACUUGCUGAGAGCAGUCGCGGUGUCACCAUUGGAUCUCGCUCUCCAGAUGGCAAGAUUGAAGUUACACCAGGUCCAGGUCAAUACAACACAUUGAACAAGUCCGGUGUUGAUGGUGUCACCCCAAUCACGAUCAAAGGCCGAACACCACUUCCAGGUGCCGGCACCGAUUCUCCAGGUCCAGCAGGCUACAAUCCAGACUACGAUGCCACUCGUAAAUCAUCACCAAGUCCAACAAUUGGUCGUCGCGGCAUUGAUCCUAAAGUCGAAGUCACACCAGGUCCAAGUGACUAUGCCAUCAGCCGCGACAUCACGAAUGGCCAAGGCAUCUCGAUGCACAUUCGUCCACGCGAAGGCGACAUUGCAGUUACACCCGGUCCAAGUGAUUAUGGCAACCCUAAUAAUCCAUCAAGUUCUAAUUCUCCUUCUUAUACUAUUGGUCAUCGUUACGAACAAAAGACCGAUACAAAUCAAGCCGGUUUUGUUAAUCUUCCAAGCACCGUUGGUCAAGGACCAAAGAUCUCAAUGUCAUCACGUCAUGAAGCACGUGACGUUGAACCAACACCAGGUCCAAAUUAUGUUCCUCCAUCUCUUGCAGAAAGUUCAAGAGGCAUCACUAUCGGUAAUCGUUCUCCAGACGGUAAGACCGAGAUCACACCUGGCCCAGGUCAAUAUAAUACAUUGAACAAAUCUGGUGUUGAUGGAGUUACUCCAAUCACAAUCAAAGGUCGCAAUUACAUGCCAGAAACAUCAGUUGAUUCACCUGGUCCAGCCGGCUACAAUCCAGAUUAUGAUGCCACACGCAAAUCAUCACCAAGUCCAACUAUUGGACGUCGUGGCAUCGAUCCAAAGAUCCCAGUCACUCCAGGUCCAAGUGAUUACGAGAUUAGCCGUGAUAUCACAAACGGCGGUCAAGGUAUCUCGAUGCACAUUCGUCCUCGUGAAGGCGGCAUCGCAGUCACACCAGGUCCUAGUGAUUAUGGUAAUCUAAACAAUCCAGCUAAUUCUAAUUCACCAUCAUUCACUAUUGGUCAUCGUUACGAACAAAAGACAGACACCAACCAAGCCGGUUUCGUCAAUCUUCCAAGUACCGUUGGUCAAGGACCAAAGAUCUCCAUGUCAUCUCGCCACGAAACACGUGAUGCAGAACCAACACCAGGUCCAAACUAUGUUCCUCCAUCACUUGCCGAGAGUUCAAGAGGCGUUACAAUUGGACAUCGUUCACCCGACGGUAAGACCGAGAUUACUCCCGGUCCAGGCCAAUACGACACUCUUAAUAAAUCCGGUGUUGAUGGUGUCACUCCAAUCACGAUCAAAGGCAGAACUCCACUUCCAGGUGCAGGCACCGAUUCCCCAGGUCCCGCCGGAUAUAAUCCAGACUACGCUGCCACACGUAAAUCAUCACCAAGUCCGACAAUCGGCCGCCGCGGCAUUGAUCCAAAGAUCCCAGUCACUCCAGGUCCAAGUGAUUAUGAGAUUAGCCGUGAUAUCACAAAUGGUGGUCAAGGUAUCUCGAUGCACAUUCGUCCACGCGAAGGCGACAUUGCCGUUACACCCGGUCCAAGUGACUAUGGAAACCCUAAUAAUCCAGCUAAUUCUAAUUCACCAUCAUUCACUAUUGGUCAUCGUUACGAACAAAAGACAGACACUAAUCAAGCCGGUUUCGUCAAUCUUCCAAGUACCGUUGGUCAAGGACCAAAGAUUUCGAUGUCAUCACGUCAUGAAGCACGUGAUCUUGAACCCACUCCAGGACCAAACUAUGUUCCUCCAUCACUUGCUGAGAGCAGUCGCGGUGUCACCAUUGGAUCUCGCUCUCCAGAUGGCAAGAUUGAAGUUACACCAGGUCCAGGUCAAUACAACACAUUGAACAAGUCCGGUGUUGAUGGUGUCACCCCAAUCACGAUCAAAGGCCGAACACCACUUCCAGGUGCCGGCACCGAUUCUCCAGGUCCAGCAGGCUACAAUCCAGACUACGAUGCCACUCGUAAAUCAUCACCAAGUCCAACAAUUGGUCGUCGCGGCAUUGAUCCUAAAGUCGAAGUCACACCAGGUCCAAGUGACUAUGCCAUCAGCCGCGACAUCACGAAUGGCCAAGGCAUCUCGAUGCACAUUCGUCCACGCGAAGGCGACAUUGCAGUUACACCCGGUCCAAGUGAUUAUGGCAACCCUAAUAAUCCAUCAAGUUCUAAUUCUCCUUCUUAUACUAUUGGUCAUCGUUACGAACAAAAGACCGAUACAAAUCAAGCCGGUUUUGUUAAUCUUCCAAGCACCGUUGGUCAAGGACCAAAGAUCUCAAUGUCAUCACGUCAUGAAGCACGUGACGCCGAACCCACUCCGGGACCAAACUAUGUCCCUCCAUCUCUUGGUGGUAAAGGAAUUACAAUUGGAAAUCGUACUCCAGAUGGAAAAACAGAAGUUACUCCAGGCCCAGGUCAAUAUAAUACCCUUAAUAGUUCCGGAGUUGAUGGUGUUGCUCCUAUUACAAUUAAGGGAAGAAACUACCUUCCAACAACUACAUCAGAAUCUCCAGGUCCAGCUGCUUAUUAUUUAAUGUACAAUCCAAAGCUUGACUCAAAGGGAAUUACAAUUGGUUUGAAAUAUCCCGAAAAGAGUCCAGAAUCUACUCCUGGCUUUUACGAUAUUCCAUCAACACGUGGAGGUCCAGCCUUCACAAUUGGAAAUCGUGAAGAAUGCGAUGUUGCGAUUUUGUAA
This is a messenger RNA of Trichomonas vaginalis G3, 4731 nucleotides long. RefSeq names its product sperm-tail PG-rich repeat-containing protein. The coding region runs from base 1 to 4731 and encodes 1576 amino acids. The record is from RefSeq and is a predicted model, not a curated record. The transcript has a single exon. NCBI's taxonomy places the organism in Eukaryota, Parabasalia, Trichomonadida, Trichomonadidae.